AAAUAUUAUCAUGAGAAAAGAAAUAAAAUUCAAUCUUUUUUUUGUGCUGAGCUCAGAUUCAAACAAAAACAAAAUCUCACACACAGAUUCAAUCUGCCCAGUUCCAUUCUAAACUGAAUUGUUCCCCACCUUAGCAGACAUAUACACACAUAAAUAUUAAUACUUGUGUGUGUAUAGGUGUGUUUUUAAGCAAGCUAAAAGUGACUUUUGAGGCUUCAAAUCUUCAAGAUUUUGAAAUGGGUAGCUGAAUUUAUGGGUUGUGUGCUUGGUAAGAGAGUCACCGGAGAUGGGUCUCGCCGGAAAAGUUCAAAAAGGAAAAAUUCCGGUCAAGAAAAGACCGAAAAGAAGGUAGAAAAACAGAGUAGCCGGAAAAACCUUGCCGGAGAGGCGCCGGCGCCGGAAAAGCUCCGACCUUUAUCGGAAUUUAGGGUUAAGACUAGUCAAGGGUGGCCUUCUUGGUUGAGUGAAGUCGCCGGAGAUGCUAUUAAGGAUUGGACUCCUCGGCGUGCUAACACUUUUGAGAAGCUUGAUAAGAUAGGGCAAGGGACAUAUAGCAAUGUAUAUAAAGCAAGGGAUUUGAUUACCGGGAAAAUUGUUGCUUUGAAGAAGGUUAGGUUUGAUAAUUUAGAGCCGGAGAGUAUUAAGUUUAUGGCUAGAGAGAUUCUUGUACUAAAGAAGCUGGAUCAUCCUAACGUGAUUAAGCUUGAAGGGCUGGUUACUUCAAGAAUGUCUAGCAGUCUUUAUCUUGUUUUCGAGUACCUGGAUCAUGAUCUAGCUGGUCUUGCUGCGAUCCAAGACAUCAAAUUUUCGGAACCACAGGUCAAGUGCUUCAUGAAGCAAUUGUUGUCAGGGCUUGAGCAUUGCCACAACAACGGUGUGCUGCAUCGUGAUAUAAAGUGCUCCAAUUUGCUUAUUGACAAUGAAGGAAAUUUAAAAAUUGCUGAUUUUGGUCUAGCUACUUUCUUUGAUCCUGCGAAAAGACAACCAAUGACAAGUCGUGUUGUCACACUCUGGUACAGGCCACCAGAGCUUCUUCUUGGUGCCACUCAUUAUGGUAUUGGCGUAGACCUCUGGAGUGCUGGCUGCAUUCUGGGAGAGUUGCUUGCUGGGAAACCAAUAAUGCCAGGACGGACGGAGGUGGAGCAAUUACACAAGAUAUUCAAGCUAUGUGGUUCUCCAUCUGAAGACUAUUGGAAGAAAUCACGAUUGCCAAAGGCGACGCUUUUCAAGCCACAACAUCCAUACAAGCGUUGCACAGCGGAGGCCUUCAAGGAUUUUCCACCUUCUUCUCUCCCUUUAAUUGAAACUCUUUUGGCUAUAAAUCCUGGUGAGCGUGGCUCUGCUACCGCCGCUUUGAACAGUGAAUUUUUUACUACCGAACCUUUUGCUUGUGAGCCAUCAUCCCUACCGAAAUAUCCUCCCAGCAAAGAAUUGGAUGUGAAACGCAGAGAUGAAGAAGCUAAAAGGCAAAGAGAUUUGCAUGGGAAAGCUCAGGCUGUAGAUGGCACUAGCAAAGUACCACGUGAUGAGAUUACUAGGGCCACUCCUGCUCCAGAAGCCAAUGCGGAACUUGAAACAAGCUUGGAAAGGUGGAGAGUGGUCACACAAGCUAUAGGUAAAAGUAAAAGUGAAAAAUUUCCCCCUCCCCACCAGGAUGCAGCAGUAGGAAAUCCUCUUGAUAAAUCACAUAAUGGCCAAAUCUCAUUUGGCGCUGCUGGUUCUUCAUUUAGAUCGUCAAUAUUUAAUCCAAUGUCAUCGCGUUCUGUUAAAGAUACUGGAACCAGGAGGACGAAAAGCAGGAAAGAACACUACAACAGAAGAGCACCAUCAAGGAGGUUUAUUCGUGCAUUUAUUCCAUCUUCAGUUAACCUCUCGAUGGACUUAAGAUUCAGAAACUAACGUCGUGUGACCAAGUGCUCCUCAAUUACCUGGCUUCUUCAACCUUUUUUUUUCUAAUCAUUUUUCAACCAUUUUUUAAAUGUUAUGGUCAGUGCAUUUGUUGAGUGAUUUACAUAAAAACUCAAAGGUAGCCUGUGAUUUAGCAGAAUGACUCCAACAUUUGUUAUACUGUACAGUUUCCAACGUCAGAGGUAGCUUUGUGUUGUAUAUGCUUUGUUUUCGACGAAUUAUAUAUUACAUGUUGAUGAUGCUCUUUUAUUUCC
Molecule: messenger RNA, 2162 nt
Organism: Daucus carota subsp. sativus
Lineage: Eukaryota; Viridiplantae; Streptophyta; Magnoliopsida; Apiales; Apiaceae
Product: probable serine/threonine-protein kinase At1g54610
Exons: 7
Coding region: 253-1899 (548 amino acids)
Biological process (GO): positive regulation of transcription elongation by RNA polymerase II; protein phosphorylation
Cellular component (GO): nucleus; cyclin-dependent protein kinase holoenzyme complex
Molecular function (GO): ATP binding; RNA polymerase II CTD heptapeptide repeat kinase activity
Source: RefSeq, a predicted model, not a curated record